This is a messenger RNA of Pogona vitticeps (central bearded dragon), 1143 nucleotides long. It is a transcript of the gene DYNLL2, whose product is annotated as dynein light chain LC8-type 2. Gene Ontology annotation, cellular component: cytoplasmic dynein complex. Gene Ontology annotation, biological process: microtubule-based process. Lineage: Eukaryota; Metazoa; Chordata; Lepidosauria; Squamata; Agamidae. Gene Ontology annotation, molecular function: dynein intermediate chain binding. The record is from RefSeq and is a predicted model, not a curated record.
AAAGGUGGGGAGCCCGGCCAGCCAGCCAGCGAGCCGAGGAGGAGGCGGCGGCAUUUGCUGGGGGAAAAGCGAGCGGCAGGGAAGAGGGGUUGCCUCGGGGAUCGGCGCCGGGGAAGCCAGCCCAGCCGGGGAGACGCGAUCGCGGGGAGGGGAGGGUGCUGCUGCUUCCUUUGGCUCGGCAGCCCUCUCUUGCAUCACCACCUUUGCGCGCCCAGGCCGGCAAAGCGGGGCGGGCUGGAGCGCCCCAUUGCGUCUUAGUUCGAGGAAGUUUUUUUUUGUAGUGGGGGGCCCAGAAAGACCCAGCACCCCUCAUUUAUUUUAUUUUUGCUCCCCUCUCUCUCUCUGUCUCCCGUUUUCACUUCUUGAAGGCUUCGCCCAACACUGUGACGGUCCAUCAUGUCUGACAGGAAGGCUGUGAUCAAGAAUGCGGACAUGUCCGAGGACAUGCAGCAGGAUGCAGUUGACUGUGCCACGCAGGCCAUGGAAAAGUACAACAUAGAGAAGGACAUAGCAGCGUACAUUAAAAAGGAAUUUGACAAGAAGUACAACCCCACUUGGCACUGCAUCGUGGGCAGAAAUUUCGGCAGCUAUGUAACGCACGAGACGAAGCACUUCAUUUACUUCUAUCUGGGCCAGGUGGCGAUUCUCCUCUUCAAGUCGGGCUAGAAGGCAGGUGAAGUUGACCGCGGGGGACACGGCGAGCGAGGAACAUGGACUGUAAUGCACUGAAGGCAGGGAGCUUCGGCUUCCUUUACUAUGGCUGUGCCACUGCAUGGACUGUAUACUAUAUUUAAUGUGUAUAUGUUGCAGUUUAAAAAAAAAAACACCUAAAAUUCUGUUUGUAAUUUUUUUUGUUCAUUUUGGUUGCCUGGGAGAAGAAAGGCAGCAGAUUUUCCUUCCCUCCUUUUAUCUUUUUUUCUUCUUUUUUCUUUUUGGUUCUGUUUUUGGGUUCCUGCUUUGUUUUUUUAAAAAAAGAAAUUUCUGUUUUUUCUUUUGCACUAGGAGAACUGUAAAAUGCUUCAACAAUGGCCUUUAAGUGGGAAGAGGAAAUGAUCGAAUAAAUAAAAAUAGAACCUUUAAUUCCAUGAAAUAUAUCUUUUGGUUUUAACGUUCCUGGAAAAAAAAAUCGCAAAACAAAACUAA